ACGCAUCAAUAACAAAAAUUGGCAACGCGCGUGCGUGUGCUGAAUUUGAAACAUAAAAAUAAAGUCUAUCAAAAUUUUAGUAGGUUUUUCGUUUAAUUGUAAUUUAUUUUAUAAACAGCAAAAAAAUACUAAAACUUAGAAAUGUGAAAUUAUUAGUGUUGACAAUUUACACUUCGUUAGUAAAUUCCAUCGGCGAAGAGAUUCUGACCUAAGUCAGCCAUGGAGCCAGAAGACGAGUGUGGGGUUUCCCAAAAACUGCCACCCGAUGAUAUUCCAAAAGUACACAUUCACCGUCCACACACCAGUCCACAUGUAUCGUCAGACACGUCGAAUCCGUCUACAUCAGGCCUUAACACAACAGACAAGCACAACGAAGACAUAAUGCGAAAAAAUGAAGAUGAAGCCCCAGUCAAAGAAAACGAGGGCUCCGUUUCAGACUGGAUAUCGGGAGGACCUCUCGGCUCUAAAGGAGCCGUACUGGUGUUCAGAUCAUGCGUCCUAGCAUCCAGGACGCCCUCCAUGGAGUCCGAAACAAAAACAAUCGGGAACAACACUGGGACUACCAUACUACUGAACAAAGCGAAGAACAUGGCAAAAAGAUUGGUCGCUGAGCCGCACUCCUUCUCAAUGAGACCGAAGACCAUAAUGCACGACGUGAUGGAGACGUUCGGGAGUAGCACCAAGUACACUGGCCAAGCGUACGUGGUCCGGCACGUGAGUGAUCAGAACUUGCCCGAGACGGUGUGUAUGGACGAACAGGGCCACGAGGAACGGGAUCCGAUGGCGCACAAGCGGGACAUAGAGGACGUGCUCAAUGAUCUGAGCAAGAUAACCCUAAAGAAACACUUGAAUAUAGAGAAUACGACUGCUAAUAUCAAGCCUCCUGAAGAACCACCACCUCAUGCUCACGCUGGCAAAGAUGGGAAGGAUGACAAAAAAGGGAAGAAAAAUAAGGGUAAGCACAAGCGCAAGGCACCAGUGUCGCAGCGUGCGAACUCCCCUUCCCUGGAUAGCGACGACUCCGAACACUUGCUCAUCAAGGAGGUCGAGAGUAUCAAGGUCCUGGAAAGCAGCCACAUGCCAGCGCGUCUCCUAAAAAUAACCUACAAACUAGUGAACACGGAGACCAAACUCCUCCACCGGUUGCUCCAAGCCCACGGGCUCCAGGAAUCGGCUCCAGAAUCCAAGGACUGCAACCUUCUGUGGUCAGGACUCCACCCCAAGCCUGAUGUUCUGAGGUCCCUGUCGCCGUACCAGCGAGUGAAUCACUUCCCAAGGUCCUACGAGCUAACCCGCAAAGACAAGCUCUUCAAGAACAUAGAGAAGAUGCAGUACUUCCGAGGGUUGAAGCAGUUCGACUUCAUCCCCACCACAUUCCUCAUGCCGGCUGAAUACAAGGAGUUGUGCUCCACACAUUAUAGGACUAAGGGUCCUUGGAUUGUGAAGCCAGCGGCUUCGAGUCGCGGGCGAGGGAUUUAUAUUGUUAAUUCUCCCGAACAAAUCCCCAAAGGCGAGAACGUAGUAGUAGCAAAAUACAUAGACAAGCCCCUCCUAAUAGGGGGUCAUAAAUGCGACCUCCGACUCUACGUGUGCAUGACAUCCAUCGACCCCCUACUCAUAUACUUGUAUGAGGAAGGCCUCGUACGCUUCGCUACUGUCAAAUAUGAUAAGACGAACAAGAAUCUGUGGAAUCCUUGCAUGCAUCUGUGUAAUUACAGCAUCAAUAAGUACCAUACGGAUUAUAUCAAAUGUGACGACCCAAACGCCGGUAACAUAGGCCACAAAUGGACAUUAUCUGCGCUACUCCGUCAUUUGCGCAAACAGGGACGCAAUACCACUGCGCUAAUGGCGGCCAUUGAAGACCUCGUGGUUAAGUCCAUACUGUCCUCUGCGCAAACCAUCACGGCGGCUGCUAGAGUAUUCGUGCCCAACUUCUUUAAUUGUUUUGAAUUGUUCGGCUAUGACAUCCUGAUCGACGAUAUGCUGAAACCGUGGCUGCUUGAAAUCAAUCUGUCUCCAAGCUUAGCAUGCGAGAGUCCGCUGGACGCUCGUGUGAAGUCAGCACUACUGGCGGACACGCUGACGCUGGUGGGGCUGCCGGCCGUGCCCAUGUGCAAGCCCGACAUCUCCGCGCAGACCAACUCGCUCAAGAUGCGGAUAGGCGCGUGCCGUCGAGUCCACUCGGCCGAAAACGUAUGUGUCCGCGGCAAGCGAGCGGCCGCCGACACGAGCGCGGGCGCGGCGGGGCCGGCGGGCGCGGGCGCGCUGGCGGCGCUGACGGGCGAGGAGCUGCGCCUCGUGCGGGCUGUGCGAGCGCAGUACGCGAGGAGGGGGGGCUUCGUCAGGAUAUUCCCCUCGCAGAACUCCUGGCAGAAGUACUCGCAGUAUUUAGACCCAGUGACAGGCAUCCCCGUAUGUUCGACAUCGCUGAACAACAACAUCCCGUACCAAGUGGUACAACACAACUACAAUCUGCUGGUACACUCGCAUGUACUGCCGCACUUCCAGCACGCUACUGUUGCCACCAGUCUUACUGAUACGCCGCAGAGGUUGAAACGCUACGAGGCAGUAAGCAUCACGUGCCAGGCGCCGGCGGUGUGGCUCGGGGAGAGCACCCCGCAGCAUCACGACACGCGACGCGCCAAGGAGCUCGUCAAGCGGCAGCUCAUGCAGGGCAUGAAGCUCACUAUGGGAGAGGCUCGUCGCGCCUUCGGUCUAUUCCUUACCCACGUGCUGAAGCGAGUAUCCUCCCCCUGCAACGAGCUGGCAGUCCAGCACGCCGCCCUCGUGCUCCGGUUCCUCAAGCGAGCCUCCGCGUCGCUCCGAAUGCCGUACAAUGUAAAGGGUCCGCCAGUGAAAAUGUGCGACAAGGACCGUUGCGCCGUCAUCGCUAAGCAGCUCAAUGAUUUCCUGUACAUGUACUACAGAGAAACUGAUCUGUAUACCGACAGCGAAGAUAAAGAGGGAUGCGUCUCGAAUAUACAUUUUGCGCAGUUCCUGUAUUCCGCGAGCGAGGCCGACCUAGAAGACGUUCUCCUCCUCCAACUGAAGAUGGAGAACUAUCAGACCACAUUCCUGGGGGAGCCUCGCAACCUGUUCUGCGUGGACCUGCCGCCCAGCAAGCUCUGCGCCGAGCCGCCCGCCCGGCACACGCUGCUCAGGCACCUCGCCUGUCUCUCGCCUAACAAUACUAGGAAGUACAGGCCAUCGGCGGAAUCGCAGAGUCGUCUGGAAUCAGAGACGGAUAGCGAGCACGUGGCGGCGGCUCCCUUCGCCAGCUCCGACCUCGUGCUCAAGGAGUCGCUCAAGGAGGAGAAGCCUCUCACGCAAGCCUUGAAGUAUGCAAGGUCAUAACCUAGAUAAGUUGUUAACUCUUACUAACUUAGGGUGUAGGGGGCAUUUAAGACAAGUUGACAAGCAAUAUAAAUGUCUGUUUUGCUUAAUUAAAACAGCUGUUUACUUUGUUUGAACGUAAUGGUUAAUUAUAAUUUGUAAACAGUUCAUCAUUCUCCUGCCCUUAUACCAAUUUUUUGAGAUCGGCGCAGCUUGUUUUUAAAUUCAUAGUAAACAGUUGUUGUAAGAAAACUGACGUUUAUACUGUCGGUCAGUUUGGGUUUACACGAUAUUUCUCUAUUUUCUUACCAUCAGAACACAAAAUUGUCUGCUGUACUGAAAACGGUUUUACCGUAUCCUCACAGGCGUAAGGGAUCUAGUUAUUGCGGCUUCAAAUAAUUAUCUGACUCAUACGUGACAAUAUAAUUUACAUAAUGUUAAAAAAUAUUUGUCAAUUCAGUCAGCACCCUUUUUGUGAAGCACGUAAUACUAGAACCUAACCUAUGUCACACUACGCCCGGGACAUACGUCCUCUUAUAGAGGUUUAAUCAACCCUUUUCAAGCUGUUUAGUAUAAAAAGAAAAAUUAAGCCACUCUGCUCAACCAAAAAUCGACCUUAAAAAUAUCAACAUAAGAAAGUUUUCCCCUACAUCUUAAAUCAGUAAGAUAACUUUAAUUCCCGCUAGUCGAACUCCUUGCUAGAUACCUGCAUUCGUGUUUCCUCGUCUUUGCUUCACCAUAUCCACUUGCUUGAAUACUAAUUGCCCAUACAACGUACAAAUUAUACCAAAACUAGAUGUUAAUAGUAAUAAACAAAAUGUAAAGCUUACUAUCACAUGAAAACGUAACGUCAGAUUUAUAUAUAACUUUGAAGAUUUCACAAAAAAUAUGAGCUAUAUUAACUUGAUAACAGGAAAUUUGCGUGCAUUUUUUUUAAUUUUAUGAAUUAUUUAAGUAGAACACAAUUAGGUGUUUUAAAUAAUUGUGUUCUCAAAUACUUUAUGUAUAGAUACUGUAAAUUGCAAUCAUUUAUGUGAUUAAAUUAUAAAUUAAAUAUCUUAUUUCUGCACGCAACUAUACAAAACUUACUCGAACCCCAAAUGGGCUUUUGCCAAAAUUUUCAAACACAUACCGUGGGAACUACUUCGCUCCCCCGAAUAAAAAGCUAGCCUAUAUCCUUUCUCGAUAAAUGCUCUAUCUAGCACUGAAAGAAUUUCAAAUCAGACCAGUAAGUUCCUGAGAUUAGAGCGUUCAAGCAAAUAAACUCUUCAGCUUUAUAUGUAAUAUUAGAAUAGAAGAAAUAUGAUCUGACGAUAUCGUCAUGUUAUAAUAAGCUACCAACCAAACAUUAAAACAAGCUUAACAUAGAAUUACCAACUAAGUAAAAACUCAAACAAAAUAAAUGUCAGUUCAGUAGUUUGAAAAAAAUGUCGCCACCACCCACGACUGCCUUCUUACAGUACAAUCAGCACGGUUUGCCUUCUAAACUUAGCAAUAAUUACUGUAACAAUAUACAUACCUAUAAGACAUGAUCUAUUUACCCGGCACUAGAUUAUAAAAUGAAGGUGCUAUAAGCUAUUAACUGCGAUUCCUAUAAGCUGUCUAUACUUUGAUUUGAGAUUGGCAUUUGUCAAUUUAUAUGGAGCUAAUCCCUAAUCGUCAUUGAUAUGCCAAAGGAUAGAUAUUUUAUAGAAAUCCACCAUAAAUGAUUCAGUUGUAGAUAAGUGGCUAUUGUAGGCGAUAUGACGGAACGAUCGUUUAUGAACUUUAUGAUGAUACAUUAAAAUUGUAUAGAUGUAGGUGCGACAAGGGUGAAGCUAUUGAUGUUUAGAAUUUUAUCUUUGUUUAAAUCUGAAUUACUUUUAAAUUUCAUAGUACUUACAAACAUGGCCCUUAAGAACUAAUAAGGAAUUUUAUCCUACUUUGCGGCUUUCUUAAGGCGAAAAAAGUGAAGAUUCUUCUUCUUUUUUCAUUAAAAGAAUAAAUAAUGUUCUACUAAAUGAAAAACUUGUGGGCCAUUUUAAAAAUCCUUGUCUCUGGCACGUCGUAUCGUCUAUGGUUGCUAUCCAAAUUGCUAUGGACUGAAGAAGUAUCGAAAUGUACUUAAAUACAAAACAAGGGGUCUGGUACGAAAUUACUAUUGUAAUUGUAACGUUAAGUAAACGAUUUUGUAUCAUUGAAGCUAUGACUUUAUAGACUUUAGUCACCAAGAAACUUUUGAGUACCCAGAAAAUCGUUACCGUUAGGUAGUUUCCAGUCCUACCCUACCUCGUAAUCUUUCGCAUUAUUGCAAUAGUAAGUUCGUGCUUGACCGACAGCUCUCGACACGUUGUGAAUUUAAAUUAAUAUUAUGAAUAACAGAUAGCUUGCUCUAUGGUCACAUGUUAAUCUAUGAUUUUAAUGUUUUUAGUAUUGUUAUUUGAGACCUAUUUUAUAAAUAUAACAAAUAGGGAACUUGACAAAUCUAUUAUAAAAUAAUAAUUAUUUUAUAUGCUUUCAUUCGUAAUAUUUAUUCAAUAGGUCUCAAUGUAGGCAUGCAGUCUAGACUUUAGCGAGUAAUCUCUACAGCCUUAAAAUGAAAAAAAAAAUGUCAGACGGAUAAACGUGGGCGAAAGAUUUUUAUAUCGGCAUUUAAGAUACUAUUGAAACUUCUAAGUAUGUACUUAAAAGGGAUAGGAAAUGCAUCAUUUUGAACAUGUCAUUAGAUAAUAUGUAUAAUGAAUUUUAAUUAUUAUACUUUUUUUGUAAAAUUCGCGUGAAGCUGAGCCUUAUCCUAUAUAAUAUAGUAUUGUAUUGUACCCCGUUGUAAUUUAACAACUUAUGCUAGUCGACGUGGUCACCAGUGCGCAACGCCAAAGGUUCGAAUUAUUUAUUUUAUUUUUAGAUGAAUUUGUUUUAUUUUUCUUUAUAUAAAGAUUUUAUUUGAAAUUAUCACGAGUUCAGUGACUAAACAAUAGUCGUAGUUAUAAAAUAGUCACUUUAUUCUUCGACAGAAUUACGAAAUCUUUGCAAUAAUUAAUCACUUAACGACUUACCGUCCACCGCGUGAUUGCAUUUUUUAUGAAUCUCAUAAAAUUUUAAUUUGUAUCGAUAUUUUUAAAAGUAUUACUAGGUUUAAGUGAGAAGUGUUUAGUUUAGUUGUGUUCGUUUGUGAUAUUCCUAAACUGCCCAAUUCCAAAUUGUUAAAUUAUUUAGCACAAAAUCUGCAAUGAUUGGAGACCUGCUAGCUACGAUGAUAUAUAAACAUUUCCGGGCAGUUUAUACGUCGAUAUUGAAAUAGUGACUAACGUUCCAAGAUAGUAAACAUGAACGUAGAUCCUUAAGCUGUACGUACUCAUCAGUUACAGCCACUUAUUAACCGAUCUCUCAUAUAUUUUUUAAAUUGAUUAUACCUAAUAUAUUAUUUCAAAAUAUUUUUUGCAGCAGAGCUGUUUUAGUUACGAUCUUAUUUAAUGUGUAGUAAAAUUAAAUUCUUAACUUUUUUUAGCUAACAUCAAUGAUUUUUCUUUUUCAAUUUUAUAUAUGCUUAUUUGUAGAACUAGUGCCAUAUCCCAAAGAUGUAAGUCGCAGUGUAAUGUCUAAUAUCGCUGUCACUGACCAGUGAAUUUAUUAGCUUGAGUACAAAGUGUGGAAUAGUGAGAUACAUCGGCAAAGUUUUAAUCUCGUAUAUACUAUGUGAAAAUAUAUUUUGAAUAUGCUAAAUAAAAGUUGAAAGCGA
Molecule: messenger RNA, 7051 nt
Organism: Helicoverpa zea (corn earworm)
Lineage: Eukaryota; Metazoa; Arthropoda; Insecta; Lepidoptera; Noctuidae
Gene: TTLL5
Product: tubulin polyglutamylase TTLL5
Exons: 18
Coding region: 220-3354 (1044 amino acids)
Biological process (GO): microtubule cytoskeleton organization; protein polyglutamylation
Cellular component (GO): cilium
Molecular function (GO): tubulin binding; tubulin-glutamic acid ligase activity
Source: RefSeq, a predicted model, not a curated record